AUGAUGCAGCAAAUUCUUCAAGAUAUGUACAUCGAGCCAGAACUGCUACAGGAGCUAAAUGAAGAACAGAAGCAGAUUCUCUUCUAUAAGAUCCGUGAGGAGCAGGUGCGCCGCUGGAACGAAAGGGAGAGCAGAGUUCCCAGUCCAAAAAAAAGGAGUGACCGUAGAGGCAUUCAGUGGCUGUUGGGCUCUGAUGGCGACGUGUGGGUCUGGGUCAUGGGGGAGGCCAAAGGAGACAAGCCCUACAAUGACAUUGUAGAAGAGCUGAUGGAGGAAAGGGCCAGGAAGCAGGCCCAGCGUGAGGCAAAGGAGCUCUGGCGUAUGAAGGAAGCCGAGAUUGAAAAGAAGUUUCGGGAUGCCAUGGCAAAGGAGAAGGCUCGGUUUGUCGCUGAGAAAUGGAGGGAGGAGACAGAUGAUAGAAGGGCAGCCAAGCAAGAGGAGGAGGAAGAGGAUCGUAUUCGAGAGGAGCUGAAGAAAUGUGAGCAGGAGGAGAGACAGAGAGGUGAGGAGGAAAUCCGAAAAACAGAGGAAAAGCGAGCGAAGGAACUGUACAUCUCUCUGAAGCAGGAAGAAAAGAGAAGCGAAAGGGAUGACAAGGAAUGGCAGGAACAAUUGCGCCGCUCCAAAGCGGCUGAUGAGGAGAUGAAGUGUAAGGCUCGCCGCGCUAGAGAUGAGUACAAACGCCAGUCCCUGCGCGCCAUCGAGAAAGGCCUUGUGGCUGGAAUAAGUGGACUGUUCCAGAAGACGCAUCUGAACGGCUCGACUCAGAACCGGCGCCAUAGUGAUGUCAUUGAUCGGCCAUCAACUACUCCAUCCGAUGCUAGCCAAUCACAUCCUGCUGUUCCAAGUGCAGUCGCCCCUGUCCACCCAGUGUGGAUUCGGCCACCUAGGCCAACAUCUCGUGAAUCCAUCAUACGCUGGUUUAAAGAGGAACAAAAGCCCAGAAGAGCCGGCUAUGAGAGGAGCAGAGAUACCAUUUCCCCUUGGUUCUAUGGGAUCAUCUCUCGGCAAGAGUCUGAGUCCUUGCUAAUGAAUGCUUCUGAAGGCUGUUUCCUAGUCAGAGUGAGUGAAAGGAUCUGGGGAUACACGCUGUCCUACCGGACAGCCUCUGGCUUCAAACACUUUCUCAUCGAUGCCUCGGGUGAUUACUACAGCUUCCUUGGAGUGGACCAAAACCGCCAUGCUACUUUAGCUGACCUCAUCGACUUCCAUAAGGAGGAGGUGAUAACCACAUCUGGAGGAGAACUGCUGCUGGACUCUUGCAAGCUCAGAGGCUCUACGCCAGAUUAUGGAGGACUCUUUCAGUGA
This is a messenger RNA of Tachysurus vachellii, 1308 nucleotides long. RefSeq names its product SH2 domain containing 4Bb (gene sh2d4bb). Bases 1 to 1308 code for a protein of 435 amino acids. The record is from RefSeq and is a predicted model, not a curated record. The transcript has 8 exons. Gene Ontology annotation, cellular component: cytoplasm. NCBI's taxonomy places the organism in Eukaryota, Metazoa, Chordata, Actinopteri, Siluriformes, Bagridae.